Messenger RNA from Folsomia candida, 774 nucleotides. RefSeq names its product calcium-dependent protein kinase 18-like. NCBI's taxonomy places the organism in Eukaryota, Metazoa, Arthropoda, Collembola, Entomobryomorpha, Isotomidae. Gene Ontology annotation, molecular function: protein kinase activity; ATP binding. The record is from RefSeq and is a predicted model, not a curated record. Gene Ontology annotation, biological process: protein phosphorylation. The transcript has a single exon. Bases 1 to 774 code for a protein of 257 amino acids.
AUGGCGAAAAAACAUCCAGUGACCCCUCACAUUUCGGGUCCCCCGAUCCCCGAUUUCGUCGACGCCAUUACAACCUACGAAUCCUGCCUGGGUCACGGUACAUUUGGGGUCGUUCUUAAAACAAAAAUAGCCACAGAUUUUUACGCCGUAAAAUUUAUCCUUCUCAAUCAAACCUUACUUGACGAAGGGACUCGUCGCGAGUUCGAUAUUCCUAAUUCACUCGAGAAACAUGAAAAUGUCGUAAAUAAUCAUAACUUCUUGGAAAAGAAAGUCCUGUCGGUUUCUCAGGUGGCAAAAAUCAUCCAAUUAUCGCCGCCCCUCUACAUCGAAGCCAGAUAUAAGGAACAACUCCUCAAAGGGGCACCCAUCGAGUGGACUUGCAUACAAAUGAAGCUCUGUGGACGAAGCUUGCGCCAUUGGUUGGACGAUCUUAAACCCCCAAAAGACUCCAUUUUUACCCAAAUGAAGCAAGCCGUGAUCGUCGAAAGUUUGAUGAACGGCCUAAAAUUUCUCCACGAUCGAAACGUUAUUCAUCGAGACCUUAAACCAGAAAAUAUUAUGUUCACCAACUUCGAGUACGAGCUCCCCGUAAAAAUCGGUGAUUUCGGCCUGGCAAGAUGGAUCCGGCCGGAAGAUGGUAGCGAGCUCACAAGCCGAGUGGGAACGAGAUGUUACAUGGCGCCGGAAGUACUAGAUGGAAAGUACUCGUACCAAGCCACAUUGUCCAAAAUGGCCAGAUUUGAGGAAAAAAGUCCCCGAGCACUUUUCUCCUAA